AUGUCGUUCUUUAAUAAGUUCAAGGGGGCCAAUGCGGGGACCGUAACUCCUGGCCCUAAGGAAGUGGCCGGUAAGAAGAAGGAAGAACCCGCGCCAGAGCUUACGCCUCUUGAAAAGAUGCUGCAGAAUGCCGGUCCUUUGCGAAAUGAUGGAACGGAUAAGUUCUUUGGUCUAGAAAACUUUGGCAAUACAUGUUACUGUAAUUCCAUCGUACAAGCCCUAUACUACUCGGAAGCUUUUCGCAACCACGUCGUAACCUACCCAUCCAGCGACGAGCACGCCAAUGGCGUGCGACCCAAAGUCAACGUUACCAUCCGGCCGCCGAUGGUGAGUGCGACGCCGCAGCCCGCAGCUAAAGAUGCCAAUAAACGCCGUCAAGUCAGCGGGACGGGGAUCCCAGGUCAACCGAUCCGACCCGAGGACAAGCCCGAUGCGCCAGAGUACAAGAAGAAGCAAGCCAUGAUGAAAGGACCGAUCUUGGAACUGUCACAUCAGAACACGACGGCGUAUGGCAUGGAAGAGUGCACCUUUACGGGCCUUAAGGACAUAUUCUUGGCAUUGCUCGAAAGCCAAACGCGCACAGGCGUGCUAAGCCCGCAACGGUUCCUGGAAAUCUUCAAGCGGGACAAUGAAAUGUUCCGAAAUUCGAUGCACCAGGACGCGCACGAAUUCUAUGGUCUCGUUCUCAACGAUGUCAUCUCGAAUGUGGAAGCAAACGCGAAGCGCACACGUGAGCUCGAGCUGGCGGCUGCCUUGCAGAAAGACUCGCUGGCGCAGUCAACCGAGGCUGCCGUCAACGCUUCAAAUGCAGUGGCGAAUGCCAAGCUAUCCUCGACGGGGUGGGGACGAGACGUUUUGGAUCUGUCUAUCGAUCUUGAGGAGCAUGCGUCGGUAACAUCGUGUCUGGGCAAAUUCUCCGCGGAAGAAAUGCUCUGCGAGCGGAACAAGUUCCACUGUGAUCACUGCGGCGGCCUACAGGAAGCAGAGAAGCGGAUGAAGAUCCACAAGCUGCCCAAGGUGCUUGCGUUCCACCUAAAGCGGUUUAAAUAUACCGAGGACUACAGCCGGCUGCAAAAACUCUUCCACCGGGUCGUCUAUCCAUACCACUUGCGCCUUUUCAACACGACGGACGACGCCGAAGAUCCCGACCGACUAUACGAACUCUACGCGGUGGUGGUGCACAUUGGCGGGAACGCGUACCACGGGCACUACGUCUCGGUCAUCAAGACAAAGGACCGGGGUGGCUCCUUUCGACGACGAGAUGGUGGAGCCAGUAGACAAGCACUUUGUCAAGAACUUUUUGGCGAUAAGCCUGGAAUGGCUUGCGCGUAUGUAUUAUUCUACCAAGAGACGACAUUUGAAAAGAUGCGGGCGGAACAGGAGGCGGAAGGCUUCGAUGACCUCAUCAUCAGCAACGACAAGGCAGCCUGUGAGGCGAGCGGGUCAGGACAGGAAAACGGAGUGCCGAACGGCGUCAACGGGACCCAUCGAGCAAAGCAAGAGAGCCAGGAAGCCCAGGCGGACAGCACGGAAAUUGACCGGGAGCUGAUGCCCAAGCUGGCACACGCAUACACGGAACCGGCGCGGGUAGGAGGUACCAACGCGGGGACACUGGCGAGCUCGAGUCCGGUGCUACCGCACACGCCGGCGACACCUACGACGAAGCUGGAGUUGACGAAGACGAAGGAAGAGCUAAAACGGGAAAAGAAGGAGGCGGAAGCGGCAGAAAAGGCAGCGGAAAAGGCGAGGAAGGUGGCGGCGAAGUUGGAAGAGAAGCAGCGUAAGGAAGCGAAAGAUCGACUCAAGGCGGAGCAGGAAGACGCACGAAAGGCGGCGGCGGCGGCUAUAGCAGCUUCGGCAGAUGCCGUCAAGGGCGACGAGAAGAAGGGGAGCUCAUUUUUGAGUCGGUCGGCGCGAGGCAGUAAAUCGGUACACAAGAAGAGCUUUGCCUUCUUAGGCAAGGAUCGAGACGCAGCCGGAGAAAGCUCGAGUACGCUCCAGGAGACAGUACCUCAUCCCCUAACCGUCCUGGUUCACCUGGCCUUGGCCCCGUACACCAAGGUUGAGGAAUCCUUCUCCAUCCAAGCCGCCCACGACAUUCUCGUCUACGGCACGCCAACCUCGGAUGUCGCCGCCCGUCUACGCGAGUCCUAUGACCACCUCACCUUUUCCGGCGCCGUGCCCCGCUCCUUCAUCGGCCCCUUGCUGCUGUCCGGCCUCUCGCAGACCCUUGUCGCCGCUUUUGGCUUCCACCAUGCCCAGUUUAUUGUCCGCGCUAUCCUAGGCUUGUUCAACGCCGGAUGCCUCGCCGCCUUCGCCCGCGGGGUCGGCCGCACCUUUGGCUCCUGGGCCCAGGCCUGGUUCGUCAUGUUGACCUGUAGCCAGUUCCACAUCAUGUACUAUGCCUCCAGGACCUUGCCUAACUCGUUUGCCUUUGGCCUCACGACCUUGGCCUUCUCCUUUCUGCUCCCUACUGGCAAUCCCCAGGACACCCCUCGGCGCCAGCGCAUCGCCAUCACGUUCCUUGCGUUCUCGGCCGUUGUCUUCCGCGCUGAGCUUGCCAUCCUACUCGGCUCUGUGAGCCUCUACCUCCUCGCCACGGGCCAGAGCACCCUUCUUAACCUAGUGCGGCCUCUUGUGGUUGCCUCCUUCGUAGCCCUCGCCGUGUCUGUCCCCAUCGACUCGUACUUUUGGCAGAAGCCACUCUGGCCCGAGCUCUGGGGCUUCUACUUCAACGCCAUCCUCGGAUCCUCGUCCGAUUGGGCGGUGGCUUCCCUGGGCGCCUCUACUCUCUCUAUACGCGCCGCCCGUUCCACCAUCGCCCGCGCUGCCAUCCUCGCCCUCGUUAUCUCCGUGCUAGCCACCACCGUAGCAUCGGCGGGUAUGCUUCUCCUCUCCUCGCUCAACUACCCUGGCGGAGAGGCCGUGGCUCGUCUUGCCGACGCUUUAGCCAACGAUCCCCGGUCCAACGUCACCGUUCACGCCGACGUUCUCACAUGCAUGACGGGCCUCACCCUCUUCUCCACCAACCCCUACGGCCUACCCCGCGGUGCUAAGCAGCCCAACGGCGCCACCGUCCUCUGGGAUAAGACUGAGGACAAGACGUCGGUCACCAACCCGGACUUCUGGGCCUCCUUUGAUUACCUCCUCGUCGAGGACGGCACCAACCCCCUGGAGGACCCUGGGAUACCCUGGCCGUCAUUCAUGGCUUUCAGGGGGUCGAGAUCCUCAGGCCUCAUGACGCUAAGCCUGACCAUGCCUCGUCCUCUACCCCCUCACCGGUAA
Molecule: messenger RNA, 3285 nt
Organism: Parascedosporium putredinis
Lineage: Eukaryota; Fungi; Ascomycota; Sordariomycetes; Microascales; Microascaceae
Source: the annotation of a GenBank genome assembly